AUGACCACGUCAACAAUCGAUGAUAUAGAUAUUGAUACAGACGAUACUUUUGGUAAUGCGACUGCCACUGCUAUCACCAACAAUAGUAAUGUACAAAAGGAUAGUACUGUUAGUAAAGUAGACUCUACUGCUGCUGCUACUACUACUGCUACUACUAAUGGUGAACAGUGUAAUGGGAACCACAAGGAUGAUGAAACCACCAUAACAACAACAACAACAAUGGUCCAAAAAGAGGUUGUUACAACCACAAAAUCAUCAGCUUCCAUUCAAAUUGAACAAAACAUUUGUAGUACUAGACAAACACUUCACAGUUAUCAUCCUAUCGAUGAAAGCAUAGCAAAUAACAUUCAUCUAAAUAUGCCAAUGAUGCCUUCAAUGGAAGUAACUAAAGAACAACAACAACAACAACAACAACAACAACAACAACAACAACAACAACAACAAAAAUCAAACAUUGAAAUAACAAGUACAACAACAAAGAAGAAAAACAAAGGCUCAUCUACAAGUUUGAGUGCUCCAAACAGUCCAGUAAGAAAAGGAUUAUCACCAAAUCUAUUUGGAAGUAGUCCCAAUCUAUCUGAACUGUCAUUACAACAAUCAUCUUCUCCCACGACUGAUGAAUCCUCAAAGUUACUCAUUGAACAAAAAGAAAAGGAAAAGGAAACUAGUACCAGUUGGUUUGGUUCAUUUAAGAAUUCAAUCUCUAGUUUUAAUACAAAAGUUAAACAACUAUUUAUUUCUUCUGAAACGGAAGAAGCAUUUGAUCAUAUAAAUGCAUUAUUUACAGAAUUCUUUAAAGAUGUUAAAUACUCUAAAAUGGAUUUAUUCAUGGGUUUAUUAUUAUUGGAUAGUUAUUAUAAAAAUGCACAUGUUGUUAGUGAUGAAAAAGUAGAGGAUAAAGAUUUCAUUAGAACGGCAGCACAUUAUAUGAAGUUUGCCAAUGCAAGUUUUGGAUCAAAAUAUGUAUACUCUUAUAAAUAUACAACUGGAGCAACUGGAUUUAUAAAGGGUGUUGCUGGUACUGAUAGUCUCAACUUAAAGUCAUUGUGUGAUUAUACAGGCGUUAAAAGAGAGGAUAUCAUAAGUUAUCGAUUCACUAGCACCAACUUUGAUCCCGGACACUAUAUUGCAAUCGACCAUAAUCACGAAUCGAUUGUAUUCUCUAUUCGUGGUACAUUCCAUCCACGUGACGUACUCACUGAUUUGGUUGCUACCAAUGCACCGUUUUUAGAUGGAUUUGCUCAUACUGGUAUCUUGAGAUCUGCUCAAAACAAGUUAAAUGAGUUGGGAUCUCUCAUUGCAGAGACCUCUGAAAAACAUCCAACCUAUAAAGUCAUUGUAGUUGGUCAUAGUCUUGGUGGUGGUACUGCUUGUUUAUUUACUUUACUUUUUAAUGAAGCAUAUCCAAAAGUACCAAUACAUUGUUAUGCAUUUGCACCACCAUGUGUAACUUCAUUAGAGAUUGCAUUGUCGAGAAAAGCCAAGGAUUUGAUUACAACGUUUAUUCUCAACAAUGAUAUUAUUCCACGUCUUAGUUAUCAGUCACUGGAUCAUUUGAAAGCACUCAUUCACACCAUGUUGGACAACAACACCAAUUUCGUACAGAGAUCAUUCCAUAUAUUGACGGCUGGCAAUAAUCUUGGCGACGAGCUGACCAACAAGAUUGCCGGUUAUCUAAAGGUGAGUCGAGAGGUUAAAGUAGACUAUUCAAACCGUCCAACCAUUUCCACCACCACCAUGUUGCCACCAGGCUCCAUCUACCGAAUGUACAAACUAUCGACGAUGCACAAAGACUAUAUCAUGGAACUAUCCAACCCUUCAUUGUUUAACGAGAUUAUCAUCUCUGGAACAAUCCUUUCCGAUCAUCUCCCAGACAACUAUGAAAUGGCAUUCAAUUCAUGUAUAAAAACUCUCAACGAUAUCACUCCAAACUCUGUCGUUGAAGUAUUAAAUGAUUUUGUUCAAAUUGAUGAUUAUACAGAUACUGUAGACACCAACAAUAAUAAUAAUAAUAGUAAUGACGCAACUACAACCACUAUAACUACAACUACUACAAAGACUAUAAUAACUGAAUCAAAGGAUGAAGAUGGUGCAAGUAAAGAGAAUGAAAUAGAAGGAGGAGAACAACAACAACAAGGGGAACAAGAAGACAAGAAUAAUAAUCUUGUUGUAAGCAGAGAAACUGAUAUUGUUCAAGAGAUUACAACAAGAGUUCUUUUUUAA
Cavenderia fasciculata is the source of this 2223-nucleotide messenger RNA. RefSeq lists its product as uncharacterized. Bases 1 to 2223 code for a protein of 740 amino acids. The transcript has 4 exons. The record is from RefSeq and is a predicted model, not a curated record. Gene Ontology annotation, biological process: lipid metabolic process. Lineage: Eukaryota; Evosea; Eumycetozoa; Acytosteliales; Cavenderiaceae.